AUUUUUUUUUAAUUUUUAACCUUAAAAAGUUUCAUAAUCACAAUAAAAAGUUGGUUAAUUUUGAAGUUUAUAAUUAAUUAAUACUUGAGUAUGUUUACUUUAAAAAAUACUUCAAAUUCAACGCUGUUACUUGGACCACCGAUCACUGCUAAAUCAUUCUUAUUUGAAGCUGCUAUGCACUGGGCAGAAAAAGGAAAUUUAGUUUUCUUUAUUACUCCAAGUCCAUUGAAAUCUUUUCCCGCUCAGUAUCAUGACCGAAAGGAUGUACCGCCCGCAAUAUAUGACAUGAUCAAAUUUCUAUAUCUUGAAACUUAUGAUGUAUUAGCAGAACAACUGGUAGACUUACAUACUUUUUCAAAACUUCCGUCGCUAAUUUUAGUUGAUAAUCUCGAUACUUACAUCAAAGGUGUGCAAAACACUGAACUUGAAGAUAUGCAUAUAGCUAAACUAUGCGCUGUUUUGCAUGACUCUGUAAACGCCUGUUCCAGAGUUAAAAAAUGUCAAGUACUUCUUUGCGCUUCAAUAACCGGUACCAGUUUACAAAGUACUCCUUACCCUUUGUACUUUGACAAUAUAUGGUACUUGACGGUUGAAAAAGACACCGAUGAAUUGAUCAUCAAGUUCACUGAGGUUUCAACCAACUCCGAAAGCGAAAUCAAAGAACCGAAGGCCUUUGAGUAUCGGAAAUUUCGAGAUAAAACGCUUAUUCUUACUAAAAUAUUUAAUGUCAAUUUAGAUUAAUUAAUUUUUCAUUUCAGUCCCUAAAUUAUUUCUUA
Cotesia glomerata is the source of this 776-nucleotide messenger RNA. RefSeq lists its product as uncharacterized. Lineage: Eukaryota; Metazoa; Arthropoda; Insecta; Hymenoptera; Braconidae. Gene Ontology annotation, molecular function: single-stranded DNA binding. Gene Ontology annotation, biological process: double-strand break repair via homologous recombination. Gene Ontology annotation, cellular component: Shu complex. The record is from RefSeq and is a predicted model, not a curated record. The coding region runs from base 91 to 741 and encodes 216 amino acids. The transcript has 3 exons.